CACUCAGGAAGGCAGAUUCAUACGGCAAAAAGACUCUUCAAGUCUUUCUAGAACCUGCUCCUCCAACGUGCUAGGUGUUCUUUGACGGUGUUCAUGCCAGCCGACGGGAAGUGGUGCCAAUGUGGCAUCAAAGUCGACAAGAAGCUAGCUGUAAAGGCAGAGUCAUGACGAGUGGUGAGGGACUGGAGGUGGCAACACGCAGAGGACAUGAGGAUGCAGGGGUGACUAGGACAGACAAUGGAAAGUCUUUCACAACUCUCAGCACCAUUGCUGUCCAGGCCGGCCAAUCGCAGCUCGUCGUGUCUGUCCUCAAGAGCGGCUCGCUCGUCCACCUCCAGCUGGUACGGGUCCAUCCUGACCUCUGUGAAAUCGGCACAAACCAGGAAGACAACAGAACGUUGAUGCAAGAACAUGAGGAGCUACUGAAGACGAUGACGAAACGGCAACAGGAAGUUGUGGAGGCGGCAGGAAAGAUCAGGAGGAAGAGAAAGAGGCAAGAGGAAGAUCAGAGAGUGUACAAGGCCAUGGAGGCGUGUCUGAACGAAGGAUGGCGCCAUUUGCUCCGCCUCCUGGAGAGGCGACAGGAAGUGCUGAGGCUGGCGGCGAACUUCUACCAGGCGGCGUCGCAGUUGUCGCUUGGAGUCGAUAACUUUGAGGAUGCUCUGAUGCAAGCUGACAUGAGGUCCGCUGACGUGACGCUCACUUUGGACUCCAUGAGGAAAGAUGUGCUGAGAAGAUCUCUGAAGGUUCUGUUGAGUGGUGGCCAGCUGCUCAGUGAGCUCAAAUUAUUGCAGCACACUGAUGGCCUCUGCGGAGCACCAACGAAUUCCCGCCUCAACCAGCAGGUGGCACUGAGGCUGGAGGUGCUAGUGGAGACCUUGCAGGACCGCAGGAGGAUGGUCGAGCAGGUACUCAGACGGCAACUCGAUCCAGCUGGCCAUGAUGUCACGGUCGGACCAGAUUUAAGGCAUGAUUUUGAAUUCAAAGUGGAACAACGCAGAAUGCAGAGAAGCCUUUGUCCACCAAAAUGUGGAAUCAGUCCAGAGACCAAGCCUGAUUCCAGACCUGAUCCAAAUCCUGAGUCCAGGUCCAAUAUGAGCCAACAAUCACAAUCAGAGCUGAAGUUUAUGCCUGAAUCCAGAACAAAUCAUGGAUGUAUAUCUGAUCUAAAACCUGAAAUCAAAUCCAAUCUUGAAUUAAAAUCAGUUCUGAAAAUAGAGUCAUUUGAUCCAAAUCCUAAAUCCAGGUCAGGUCAGAAGCCUGCAUCCACAUUGGAUGAAACCAGAAACAUGCUUUCAGGAUGUCCAGAUCUGUCCAGAUCAGUUGUGACUCUGACAUACAAACCAGAUGAGAUUGGAGACCUUGAGCAGGGACCAGAAUCAAAGGGAGAUGGGGGAGUCUUUAAACAAGAAAAUUUUACAUCUAUCAGUGGAGUGAUGCCAGAUCUGCAGAAGUGCUCGGGAAACAGGAUGGAGCAAAACAACACGCACAGCGACACCCACCGCGAACUUCUGACCAAUCAAAAUCAACAACUGCUGCUGACGUGUCAACAACUGCUCGACAAGGUGUCCCAAUGGGUGGAGCAAAGUAGACUGUUGCUGUCAAAGUGUCGUGAAGUGGAACCACAGCUGUCGGAGGCUGAAGACCUCCUGGACACACACCUUCUGCUGCGCACAUGGGCUGAGACUGCUGGUCAUGACGCCAACAACGUGAUGCAGCUCCUGCAGCGUCUGCAAGUUCCAUGCAUGGGACCUCCCAGCAAAACUCAACUAGAGGUGCCUGGUGGUCGUGUCUCUCAUCUGUCCCGCUUGAAGUCUCUGACUGUGCAGCUGAAGCAAAGAGGCAGAACUGGGCCAGCGGCAGAGGUCCAGCUAUCUGCUCGGGUCUCUGCAGUCCUGGACGAGGUGAAGAGCCUGAACAAUAUUGUGGAGUGUAACAUGCGUGUGUUGCGAGGCUUCGUGUCUUUCAUCAGGACAGCACAGCAGCUGGAAAAAGACAUAAAGAACCAUAGACGUGCACUGGAGGGCGAGAAAGAGGAGGAAGAUGUUAGUAUGACGAAGGGCACAUCCUGGUGGGAAACCAUGCAAAAGGUCAUCACAGCCCAGGAAGAGGCCAGCAAGUUCAUCAGUAGCAUCGCCACGGCGUCGGUAUCAGGCUUGAACCUGCAGUCUAUGGCGACGGCGGUGCAGCAAAUGGCAGAGAGACUCGGCAGAAGCCAACAGGAAGUUUCUGACCUGCGGCGUAAACUUGAAAUUGAAAACAGGAAGCGGGGCGAGGACAGAAAGCUCUGCAGCAAGUACCAGGAGAGACUCCGUAAGGCUGCGCGGGACCUGAAGGAGGUCUCAAAGCUGCUGGACUCCUGCACUCAGGUGGAUCUGGGCUCCCACGGGCAGACCUCCAGGCUACAGCAGCAAUUUAGACUGGCCGGACCACAUUUUGCUAGACUGGACGAUCAAGUCCAGAUCCUGCUGAAAGACUGGGACGCCUUGACCCCAGCCCAGAACCACCUGCUGCUGAAGGAGGAGUUGAAGGAGGAGGAAGUGUCCGAGCUACGUGUGCUGUGUGUCAAAGUGAAGGAGAAGAUCCAUCAGAGUCACCAUAUCCUGGAUCUUAGCAUCAACUUUCACCUGCUGGCUAAACAGCUGGAGGCGUUCCUCCAGUCAGACGCUGCUGGACCUCUAUGUGGUACUCCGAGUGCGUACGAGGAGACACGUCACCAAAUCCAUCAACUGUUGAAAAAAGCUUUCUGGGUGAAAAAGGAAAUUGGUAAAAUGAUAAGUGACAAUGCUCCAACCAAGUUUCGAAUGGAGCAGCUGGAGCACAGUGUGGCAUCUCUGUACACUCAGAGUAUGCCGUGGCUCAUCGAGGCGUCUUUACGUGACCACGCCCUGAUGCGUGACCUCCAGCAGGUGAAGUCAAAGGCAGAGUUCAGCAAAUUUUUUGGCAACCAGAAAGUGGAAGAUGACAGGAUGAUUGAGCAGAAGUGGAAUGCUGAGCAGAUCCAGGUCGACUCGUCCCACCUUACUGUGAAGGGUGAGGAGACAGGCCACACCCCCGAAGUGACCACUCAGCAUGAUGGGAAAGAAGCGCUAGCGCCAUGGCUAACUGAUGCAAAUCUGAAACACUCAUCACUGAAGACGGACAACUCACAGAGCAGGCAGCGCUCACAAUGUGAGGAGAAUCCUGGAGCGUCCUCCUACUGCUCCACCCACACCUUCAGGCUGUCCUGCUCACCAGUGGAGGUCGGACGCCGUGUCUAUGUCAUCUACGGACAGCUUGACUCCACCUCGCUUCAGGCCAUGCACACUUCUCAGAGUGCAUCAGUGCAGAAGGAACCGGCAGGUGGCCUGUUGGAGGAGGAGCUCCAGCAACAGGAUGUGGUGGCAGAGGUUUUUCUGUCCAGUGAUGAUGAGUACGAGUGUGCUUCGUCUGACGAUAUUUCACUUCCACCACUGGCAGAGACACCAGAGUCCAUCCUUUUUCAGGACGAUGUGGAGGAGCAUUUUUGUUUCAGCUCCACCAGUAUCCACAACAGCCAGUCCAUCAACAAAUACGAGUACAAGAACCAGCCAGAGAUACCUGGGACUGGACUUGCUACUGUUGCAGCCAAGCAGCAUAAAGAAUCCAGUCAGGCAGAGAGUUUUGUCACUGCCCCCUCUAGUCUUCACAGUGAUACAAGAGAGAUAUUUAUGUCCAACUCAUUUCUCAAGAGUCAUUUGUCUCCUGUUCCAAGACAACCAAUCAGCACACAGACUGGAAAGACAUUAACAGCCAGUAUUCCUCCUACAAAGUCAACCUACAAGAGCAAAGAUGUCCUGGAGAGGAGGAGCUCCUCACAAAGUCAUGGUUGCAGUCAGUGUAAGCUAGAGCAGAGAAAUCCAAGCAGCAAGGCUCAGCUCAUACAAAUAAGCUUUCUAAAAACCGGAACCAGUAAUCAGACUGCUACCUGUUGUCCUUUACCUUCUCAAAGUCCAGACUUUGAUCUGAACAAGAGUAGGGGCCCUCAACAAUGCACAGGGAUGCACAAGUUCCACAUGAUUAUCCCUCAAACCACAACGACUUUCCCUCAGGACAUUCGUGGUCCACAAUCCCUCCUGGAUACCUUCCAAGCUGAGAAAAAAAUAACUCCAUUCAAGCUACCUGACACACGCUCAAAAUGGAGCACAGUCAAGAGCACCAUCUACAAUUUUCAAUCAUCUACAAGAAGCAGCUUCACUUCAUGUCAAGGUGGCACCAUGCCACAUAUUGGUCCAGACCCACAGAAUCUCUUCAGAGAUGACACAAUUUUUGAUCUUGAUCAAGAAACACCCUGCAAGCAAUCUAGCAAAGAAGAAGAUGUUACAGUCACCAAUAAAACCUUGAACUGCCCGUCAACCCCUAGCAGCAGUGACCAAGACAAUCAAGUUAUGCCCCCACAGGAGAAGGACCACUUCAAACACGGGAGCAUGGCAACUUCUCCACAAAUCAGCACCAGCUUUUUCCAAGACAGUCCAGAGUCCAAAUUAGACUUUAGGAUUGGUCUUGAUCAAGAUUUAUCUUCUUUGCAAAUCAGAGAGGAACCUCUCUCAGUCUUUGGGUCCCAAAUAAGCCUCCAUAACAUGACCACUGAAGUCCAGCCUCAGAUAUUUUGUGGCCAUUCCAUUGCAACACACAGCGAGUGUGAAAGAUCGCUUUAUCAUGAUGGACCAGAAGUCUUUGCGACCACCUGGCCUCCAGAGUCACAAUGCAGUGGUUGUAACAGCAGCAAGCAGAGUGUGCAUGGUCAUGGCAUGACCCCCAGCAACACCUCCCUCCUUCCUGUUACUGCUUUGCCAACAGUGUUAGCAAAGAAAGCUAGCCUACAUGUCACCACCCCUUUCCCACCAUCCCAUGAACUAACCCCCAAGGAAGACCAAGAUUUUUGCCAGCCUGUGGCGAUCCGUGAGGAGAUCAAGUUUACUCCUCAGUUUCAAGGACUCCCCCUUCCAGUGGCACCCCAUCCCCAGACCCAGAAGAGGCUUUUUCCACACCAACAAGCCUUUGAAUCUGGUCUAGCUCCCUUCACCAUGCCACUGUCAAAAGCUGCUGUCAUGGGUGGCGUGCCAGUCAAUCUGGAGGUGGCGGUGACUGAACACCCAGAGCCCAAAGUCACCUGGUUUAAAGAUUGCCAACAUUGGGAGGGUGACCUAAAGAAAGAUCACGGAGAGGUUCAAGGUCGCUGGCUUCUGGCUGAAGUUGUUGAUAUCAUCAGUGAUGAGAUGACCACCUGCUUUGGAACCUGCUGUCUUCUUCUCUGGCUCCUUCUCCUCCUCACUGGACUGUGACGUUGUGCCGCCGCCUCUUUCUCUUCUUCCUCUCCUUCUUCUUCUUCCUCUUUGUCUUUAUGUUCUUCCUUUUCUUGUUCUUCAUCUUCUUCUUCUUCCCUUUUGUUCUUUCUGUUCAUCCUCUUCCUCUUCUUCUUUUCCUGGUCACUACUACAGCUAAAUGAGCUGAUGUGUAAUUUUUCUUGAAGAAUGGCACUCUCUGGUGGACAGGCUCUUGAAGUGAAAUCCUUAUCCUCAGAAGACCUAAUUAAGCCAUGUUGUUUGAGAACAAAAAAAAUCCAAAUGAAUAAAGCUUUUCAUGGUAUUUUAAAAGCUACGUAGAUGUUGGUAAGAAAAUAACAAGUAGAUUUUGAUGAAUUUAUGUACUGUAUGUGACAUGGUACUGAUAAUUUUUGCCACUGGGUAAGUGAAAACCCGGAAAACCCGGAAAACCCGGAUGCGGAUUUCAUUUUCAUCUAAUGAAAGAAAUUUGAAUUUACACUUAACACCGAGUAUAUCCAUUUUUCUCAAUUAUUUCUUAAUCUAUGAUUUUAAAUAAUUAAUACAACUAGCCGCACGGCAGCCGCACAGUGGAAAAGUGGUUAGCAUGUUGGCCACACGGUCAGGAGAUCGGGAAGAUCGGGGUUCGAAUCUCUGUUGGAGAUCCUCUGUGUGGAGUUUGCAUGUUCUCCCCGUGCGUGGGUUUUCUCCGGGUACUCCGGUUUCCUCCCAAUUUCCAAAAACAUGCAGGUUAAUUGGCUAUAAGUUGACUCUAAAUUGUCCAUAGGUAUGAAUCUGAGUGUGAAUGGUUGUUUGAUUGGCUGGCGACCAGUCCAGGGUGUACCCCGCCUCUCGCCCAAAGUCAGCCUGGAUAGGCUCCAGCGUACCCCCAACCCUAGUGAGGAUAAGCAGUAUAGAAGAUGGAUGGAUGUAAACAGUACAGUACAGUUUGUGUGCAUGCACGUCACUUUCCGAACACAAUACUUUCACAUUUACAAGUCACAUUUUUUGGUAAUGUGAACGUCUACAUAAAAGAUCAAAUUUUACGUAACAAAAAAUCAGAACUGGGCAAUCACACCCUGCAAUGUGAACAUAUGGUCAGCCUGAUCGGUGUUGUCACUUGUCUUGGUAACAUUUUCAUAUGACACGUGUUGUGACCUUUGAACCCUUUGUAUGUUAGCAUGAUGCAGCACAAAUAUGACAUUUAUGCGUUUGGGGUUUUCCUUUGUGGUCCAGUUCUGUCUAGCUCUAUUUUAUCCAGAAUUUGGCCAAAAGGUAAGAUAAGAUCAACUUUAGAAGGUGCAGGAGCAGCACUACAAUCACAUGGCAUGCUAACAUAACAUACUGUAGCAAAAUGUGGAAUCUCUAAGACCAAAAACCACCUUUAUGUGGUCCUAAGUCAUAACCAUGGCUGUGGUGACUGAUUGAAUCAAUGAAUAAAUGAGUCAGUGAUGAAUGAACGGGUGAGUUAAAUGAAUGACUGAGUGCGUGAAUGAACAAAGUUUGGAUUCUGGGUGGGUGGGUUCUGUUGAAUGGAUCAUGACAUCAUCUGCAAAUAAACUAAGUACAUGUUCACUAUGUUUUAUUGUACUGCCUUUCAAUUGCUCAUGUUGUCGGAUUGCCUGGGCCAGCGGGACAAUAUAGAUGACAAAUAAUGUUGGACUGAGACAGCAGCCUUGCCUAGUCUACUUUCCAGUGUGGAUGCUGGUGUUAAUGACCCAUUCACUUUGACUCUAGCUUUUAGGUGUUUUUUGUUAAAGCCAAAUCUCUCUGAAGUUUGAUAGUUAUGUUUACCUGACCCUAUCAAAUGCCUUUUCUGCAUCAAGACUUAAUAAAUUGUAGCUUUUUUUCCCUGAUGUAUUUUAUCUACCAAG
Molecule: messenger RNA, 7156 nt
Organism: Dunckerocampus dactyliophorus (ringed pipefish)
Lineage: Eukaryota; Metazoa; Chordata; Actinopteri; Syngnathiformes; Syngnathidae
Gene: ccdc141
Product: coiled-coil domain containing 141
Exons: 21
Coding region: 120-5303 (1727 amino acids)
Biological process (GO): intracellular transport
Source: RefSeq, a predicted model, not a curated record